ACAAUACUCUCUCUCUCUCUCUCUCUUUCUAUUUCAGAUUUUUUUUUGUUUCCUCAUAGAAAAAAAAGAGAAGUUUUGUGUGUUGUAUCUGUUUUGCUCAUAAAAAGAAGAUGCAAGUUGUCUCUCCUUCAUCUCCGGCGGCGAGGUUCGUCGGAAAAGAAAGAUUCGCCGAGCUUUACGGGAAACUAAACGACGACUUCACCUCCAAACUCAAACUCGAUCCCACAGAGAAGCAAGAAGAAGAAUCUGACGAAGAGUUCUCUUUCGCGAGUGUUAACGGAGAAAACUCACCGAUAACAGCAGAAGAAGCUUUCAAAGACGGUCAGAUCCGACCGGUUUACCCUUUCUUUAACCGGAAUCUCCUCUUCGAACCGGAAACUAAACAAUCUCUCCCUUCUCCUCUCAAGAAAGUCUUCGUCGAAACAGAGGAAGAAGACUCCGAACCGAUCGGUCCUUACUGCUCGUGGUCAGGCAGAACCGUGGAGGAAGCUGCUUCGCCGAAGACUUGUCGGAAAAGCAACUCGACGGGAUUCUCGAAGCUUUGGAGGUUUAGAGAUCUUGUCUCGAGGAGCAAGAGCGACGGUAAAGACGCGUUUGUGUUUCUCAGCAACGGUUCUUCUUCUUCGUCGUCGUCGCAGAAGAAACCGAGCGGCGGCGUGGUGAAGAGAGCGGAGAAGAAGAUGAAAACGAAGUCGGCGCACGAGAGGUUGUACAUGAGGCACAGAGCGAUAAGGGAAGAAGGGAAACGGAGGUCGUAUCUUCCGUACAAACAUGUUGGGUUCUUUACUAAUGUCAAUGGUCUUACAAGGAAUGUUCAUCCUUACUGAUUCUCUUUCGGACAGAAGUUUGAUUUUCGUAUAUAGUUUAAAAUCUAACCCUUGUCUUAAUACUGUAAUAAUAGCCUUCUUUUUGUAAGAAAAAAGGUUAUUUUCAAAUUUCAAUCACGUAUAUGCGUAUUACAUUCCGGUUACGGAUAAUAGCUUAAUGUUC
Messenger RNA from Eruca vesicaria subsp. sativa (arugula), 990 nucleotides. The record is from the annotation of a GenBank genome assembly. Lineage: Eukaryota; Viridiplantae; Streptophyta; Magnoliopsida; Brassicales; Brassicaceae.